Mesorhabditis belari is the source of this 1377-nucleotide messenger RNA. NCBI's taxonomy places the organism in Eukaryota, Metazoa, Nematoda, Chromadorea, Rhabditida, Rhabditidae. The record is from the annotation of a GenBank genome assembly.
AUGGCUAUGCGAAGGCCCUCGAAUGUCGUAAAUCUCAAUCGAUUGCGGCAAUCUUUUCGAAAAGGGGCACUCCAAUUGAGCAACUCAAUACGAGAAGAGGCACGUCAAGGUUUGCAGAAAGUACGCAAAGUACCGCGAUGGGUUCGAAUUUUGAGAACGAUUUAUCACGACUACGGUCUCAAACAUAUUUGUCUAAUCUCGAUUCUCAUUUUGUAUCAAUUUUUUGGCGCUGCUGUUUUCUACUAUUAUGAGAAAGAAGCCGAUGAAAUUAGGGAGAGAAAUUGGGAAAUUGAAAUACGGGAAAAUCGUACGGUGUUGAUUUCUAGAAUAAUUCCAUUGUUGUUCAAUAACACCGAAUAUCUCUUCUUUCUCACGCAUAAUCAAACAAUAGAGGUUUCCAACAAGUUGGGCGAAGAGUUGGUGAAAUACGAAAUCCAACUCGGCAUUAAACACACCGAUCAGAAAAUCCCGUGGGAUUUCUGGAAUGCAAUGCUUUAUGCACAGACGAUUUGCACAACGAUCGGCUAUGGUCAUCUCUACGCAACAACUUUCGAAGGCCGUUUAUUCACAAUGAUCUACGCGAUUUUUGGGAUCCCUUUAGUCCUUUCAAUUCUCGAUGAUCUAGGAAAAUUGCUGACAAGAUGCCUGAAAACGCCGUGGUGGCUGGUGAAAUGCGUAUGCCGACGGGCUUUCCGUUACUGCACAAAACAAACGAUGGAUGAGAUCAAACGACUGGACGCUGAGGAUAAGAGAGAUCUCGAGAUUUUCGACUUACCGGUACCGAUUGCUAUUGGCGUCGUUGUCGCCUGGAUAUUCAUUUGCUCAGCGACUUUUUGUAUUUGGGAGAGCGAAUGGGACUAUUUUGUGGCUUUCUACUUUUUCUUUAUUUCCCUGUCGACAAUCGGUUUAGGUGAUAUCACUCCGACCCAACCGCGUUACCUCUUGAUGCUUUUUAUCUACAUCAUUAUUGGUCUUUCACUAGUUUCCAUGUGUAUCAAUUUGAUUCAGGCUAAACUUGAGCGAACUUAUGAAGCCGGUCGUAAACGUCAUCAUCCACAUUUUGAUCGGGAAGGCGGCCUUCUUUUAGAUGCCGGUAGAGUGGGCGAUGAACGACAUUUAACGAGAAGAGGAAGUGCUUUAGGAGUCUUUCGCACAUCAAGCUCCGUGAAUUCAAUGUCACGAGACGCCGUGCAGACGGCUCUUCAUGGAAAGAAGCGUUACAAUAAGACUUGCCAAACCGUUCUUUCAUUUCCAUCACCGACGAAAGGAUCUCUCGGGAUCACGAGAAGCAUACGAAAUGCAGGGAUGAAAUUCCUCCCCCGGUCUCUGUCUAUCGAUGACGUGAUGAAGCUUGUCGACACCGAGGAAGGUUAUCAC